AUGCAUACUCACGACCUAUCUAAUCAAGAGUUCUCAAAUUCUCAAGGGAAUAACGAAAAAUUAAAUAUACAAUCAAGGAAGAACACUAACGUUAUUGACGAUAACCCGGCUGAAACCGACUUCAUUAUCAACGAAAUACCUCCAAAUAGUACUACAGUCACAGUAAUUAAAACAUUACCACCAACUCCUGAUAAAUAUGUAAAUCCAAAAGUUUCGCCGUUCGAUAGAAAAUUUUAUGAUAUUACAAAUUUAGAAAAACUUUGGAACAUGCCAAUGAUCCAUCCGUACAAACGUAGACCUACUUUUAAGUUUUGGUUCACGUUAUUUUUUCUGGUUUGCCUUAUUUUAUUUGUUGUUGCAAUAGGAGAAUUGUUCUCUUCAUCUCCCAAUGGUUCUGAAAUGAAACAUUUAAAAUAG
Messenger RNA from Dentiscutata erythropus, 417 nucleotides. The record is from the annotation of a GenBank genome assembly. Lineage: Eukaryota; Fungi; Glomeromycota; Glomeromycetes; Diversisporales; Gigasporaceae.